This is a messenger RNA of Spodoptera exigua (beet armyworm), 1323 nucleotides long. NCBI's taxonomy places the organism in Eukaryota, Metazoa, Arthropoda, Insecta, Lepidoptera, Noctuidae. The record is from the annotation of a GenBank genome assembly.
AGUUUCAGAACGCACUAAAAUCGCAGCAUCUCGCGUUUUGUGCUUCUCUCGUUCGGCUGCUUGCGCUCCCGCGAUUUCGUUGCGAUCCGAUAAUAUUCAUCCCGAUUGUUUUAUCAUUCCGGGAACGAGGAAGUUUACGUGGUCGUGUUGACGUGGCAGCAACCAACGGAUAAAAUGCUGAGAUCGUUGUUUGUUGCUUUGGCCGUGUCGGCUGUGUUUGCCGGCGUGCCGACUCCUGAAGAAACAAAGAGGAUAAUGGAUCGCCUCUCGGAGGCCGAACACUUUAAAAACGAACAUCAUAAUAAGCAGUUUGAUCACGACGCCUUUUUAGGUGAAGAUCAAGCCAAAACAUUUGAUCAGCUGCCUCCUGAGGAGAGUAAAAGGAGAUUGGGAAUCAUCGUGGACAAGAUUGACGGGGACAAGGAUGGGUUCGUUUCGCUAGUGGAACUGAAGGAUUGGAUCAGGUACACUCAGAAGCGGUACAUCAACGAGGAUGUCGACCGCCAUUGGAGGCAGCACAACCCUAACAAUGAUGACGUCAUUCCUUGGGAGACAUACAGAAAGAAUGUAUACGGCUUCAUGGAUGAGAUGGACCCUAAGGAACUGAAGACACCGAACAGCGAAGGGUUUACGUACUCCAACCUUUUGAAGAGAGACCGCAGGAGAUGGACUUACGCUGAUGCGGAUGAGAAUGACGCGUUGAACCGCACGGAGUUCGCAGCCUUCCUUCACCCGGAAGAUCACUCGGAAAUGAGGGAUGUAGUCGUGUUGGAAACUAUGGAGGAUAUUGACAAAGAUCAGGACGGUAAAGUUUCUCUUGAGGAGUACAUCGGAGACAUGUACAAGCCUGAGGAUGGAGAGGACGAAGACGAGCCUGACUGGGUCAAACAGGAGAGGGAACAGUUCAACGGAUACAGAGACACAAACAAGGACGGUUUUAUGGAUGAGAACGAAGUCAAAGAUUGGAUCGCACCUCCAGAGUUCGACCAUGCCGAAGCAGAAGCAAGACAUUUGGUCUUCGAAGCAGACACGGAUGCCGACGAAAAACUAACUAAAGACGAAAUCUUAGAGAAAUACGACCUCUUUGUAGGCUCCCAAGCUACAGAUUUCGGUGAAGCGCUCGCCCGUCAUGAUGAGUUCUAAAUAAGGUAGAGUAUUGCCAACAGGACGAGAUUACUUAGGAAAAUGGACCUUACAAAUGUAUGUUAUUUUCAGUUUGUCAUUCAAAACUCAACUUAGUUCCUAAAUUAUAAGGUUGAUUAUUGUGUAAGAAUGAGAGUAUUAGUUUCGUCUUGUUGGCGUUACUGGGCCGUACUACUCAGG